AGAAAUGACUAUUAUAGCUUAAGCAAUGUCUAUCAAUGAACUUCCAGACGAUUGUUUGCUCAUCAUUUUUGGUCUCAUAAAUGAAUUGGAUGAUUUAUUAAACUGCUAUAAAGUUUGCAGCAAAUGGAGCCAAUUGAUUGCAAAGCGAACUAGAACAGUUAAAUAUUUGAUUGCCAAUAUUUACGGCCAAUCUAUGCAACUUCCAAGAAAUGUGUUUGGUUAUGUCUAUUAUAAAACAGAGGCGCCAAUUGAUGGAACUUGUUUGAGCACAUUAUUUCCAAAUUUAAGAAUUGCAGAUUUUUCCAGCUUACGUGAAAAAGUGAAAUAUGAAGAUAUGGUUACAUUGGUCAAAGAGAUAAAACCUUUAAAAGGAUUAAUACAUUACAAAGGUACUAGAGGUGCAUUAAUUUGGCAAUAUUGUGAUCAACUCGAAAUGUUAUCCACCAAUUACAUUGAUCCAUGCAUGGAAAAGAAUGGUGUCAAUAUCAAACAACUGCGCCUUGGCAAUGUUACUCUAGAUGAAUUCAAGACGCAUGCAAAUUAUUUUCCAAAUCUUGAGAGACUACACAUUAAUACAACAUUUAACAAAGGCUGGUCAGAUGGCUACUACGAUGGUCCCAUAUUCAGCAGACUUAAAAUAUUUGAAAUGCCCUUAUCUUCUUCUUAUAAACCUCGAAUGAUUAAUUAUGGUUUCCAGUUCAUGGAUUCAUGUCCAAAUCUUCAAAGUGCACACAUUUACUUGAUGACGCCGAACUUUUUUGUCGAUGAAUCAAUAAAACACGAAUCUUUGCAAGAUUUAGUUAUUACAUUUUAUUAUGACUAUGAAAAUUUCAACUGGAAUGAUUGGCAAAGAUUGUUUACGAAAUAUCCGAAUCUUAAGCAUCUUGCAAUUAGUAGAGUUAAGGACCUGGAAAAUGAACAUGUGGAGCAAUUGGUUCGUAUUUUGACCAAUUUAGUGUUAUUUGCUGUUCGUGGAUGUGGAGUCACUCAAAAGGCUGCUGAUUAUGUUCAAGGUUUUAAUAAACUACAUGGACGAUCAAUCAAGUUUUAUUUUGAUGAGAAUUACCAUGAAAUUCAAUCAGAUUGGCCUCAGUUAUCAACUGAGUGGGAAAAAAUAAGUCAAGGCUUUGAUUUCAUGAAAAAUUGUUUUCUUAAAGAUUUUCGUUUGCUUCCUACUUUCUUGAUCUCUAAUGAGGCUUAAAUAGCACAAUAUGUAUUCACGAUGUUAUUAAAGAAGAUCAUUUGAUGAAAAGGUCACAGAUUCAUACAAUUUUGAGAAUGAUCUGACCUCCUUUAAUCAAAACUAACAAGGGAACUUCACGAAAUGAUACCAACCGAUUUUGAUGUUCUAUAGCUCGCAAGAUAUGGUCGAGUAGAUAAAGAUUUUGAUUUUUUAGCUGCUGAUACGCACUUAAGCAAAAUUUACACGGUAUCCUAUCGAAAAUUUCAAGUCACAUAGACUAAUUGUUUAUUCAUUUUUUGACAAUUAGAUGUUUAUGCAUAGAUAACUUCUUUAAAAAAUACUUUUGUUGAAUCAACCACAUCUCUGGAUCGAAUCAUCUGUCUUAAAAAGUGAUUAGUUAAGAUUAAGCCUUAGUUUUACCUUACAAUGACUAUCAACAAACUUCCAGACGAUUGUUUGCUUGUCAUUUUUAGUUUAAUUAAUGAAUUGGACGAUUUGUUAAA
Tetranychus urticae (two-spotted spider mite) is the source of this 1686-nucleotide messenger RNA. NCBI's taxonomy places the organism in Eukaryota, Metazoa, Arthropoda, Arachnida, Trombidiformes, Tetranychidae. The record is from RefSeq and is a predicted model, not a curated record.